Messenger RNA from Daucus carota subsp. sativus, 2720 nucleotides. Its product is annotated as phosphate transporter PHO1 homolog 3. NCBI's taxonomy places the organism in Eukaryota, Viridiplantae, Streptophyta, Magnoliopsida, Apiales, Apiaceae. The coding region runs from base 101 to 2539 and encodes 812 amino acids. Gene Ontology annotation, biological process: cellular response to phosphate starvation; phosphate ion transport. The record is from RefSeq and is a predicted model, not a curated record. Gene Ontology annotation, cellular component: trans-Golgi network; plasma membrane; cytoplasm. Gene Ontology annotation, molecular function: inositol hexakisphosphate binding. The transcript has 12 exons.
UUCAUUUCAAUUCUCACAUGCAAUUUUCAUACAGACCCCUCUUAUCUCUGUCAUCUGCUCAUCCCUCGCUUCUUCUUUACUUAUCUCUCGUCUUUUAAAUAUGAAGUUCGGGAAAGAAUUGAAGUCGCAGAUGGUGCCCGAAUGGCAGGGAGCCUACGUGGAUUAUGAAUUUCUCAAAAGUCUUCUAAAAGAUAUUCAGCAUUAUAGGCUUAAGGUUCGGCCUCCUCCCUCGAACCCGCCCGGUCUGCCGCGGGCUCUCUCGCACUACCGAACCUUCAGCGGUCUCACUUCGGUUCAGAGAACCAUGUCGAUGCGGAGUUUCAGCAGUCGGCGCCAUGAUGACACGGAGAGUCACGCGAUUUUAGUGAAUAGUGUGAGGAGAUCGGAUGGAGAUGAGGGCUAUGUUACGACGUUUCUGAGGACGGAGGAGGAUGGGGGAGAGUACGAGCUUGUUUAUUUUAAGAGGCUUGACGAUGAGUUUAAUAAAGUGAACAGAUUUUAUAAGGCUAAAGUUGAGGAAGUGAUGAAGGAGGCUGAUGAGUUGAAUAGACAGAUGGAUGCUUUGAUUGCUUUUCGGAUCAAAGUGGAGAAUCCGAAGCAUGCUUGGUUUGAGACCGCGGUCGAUAUGGAUAAUCUUGUUUCCGCUGUCGCGUCUUCUUCUGCGGCUCUAUCAGCUUCGGUAUCUUCCUCCGGGAGGAGGCACAGCAAAAGAAUGGCGGAGCAUAUGGAUAAAAUAGACGAGGAUAAAUCACUCAGAGGAACGAGUGUAAGAGAAUCCUCACAACAAGAUGAUUCUCCGCAAGAAGAGAAUCAUUCGUCACACCGAAUUGUUCAAGAAGUAACAAUCAGCACAAGUAAUAAUCCUAGUAAUAGGUUCAAUGUUACUGGUAAACCGGCUUCACUAGAGAUACUUAACCGUGUCAGAUUCAACAAACACACCGACACGCCUCUCCCGACGAUCAAAGGCGUCCUUAACGUUCCCAUUCAGACAGAUUUAAAAUUUAGUGCAGAAAAUCUCAGUAAAAUUGAAGAUCAGCUCAGAAGAGCGUUUAUUGAGUUUUACAACAAGCUUAGACUUCUCAAAAGUUUCAGCUUCAUGAAUAUUCUGGCAUUUUCCAAGAUCAUGAAGAAGUAUGACAAGAUCACUUCAAGAAAUGCAUCCAAGUCGUACCUACGAAUGGUUGAUACCUCCUACAUAGGCAGCUCCGAUGAGGUGAUUACGAAGCUCCUUGACAGGGUCGAAGCGACAUAUAUCAAGCAUUUUGUCAAUGGAAAUCGAAAGAAAGGGCUCAACACACUGAGACCAAAGAUCAAAAGGGAAAAUCAUAAAGUGUCUGCUUCUUUAGGAUUCUUUGCUGGUUGUACAGUAGCUCUUAUCUUCGCACUCAUUCUAACCAUACGAACUCGUAACAUUUUUGAGAAGGAAGGCCGUGGACGGUAUAUGGAAACCAUGUUUCCAUUAUACAGCUUCUUCGGGUUCAUUGUGUUGCACAUGCUGUUCUAUGCGGGGAACAUAUAUUUCUGGAAGAAAUACAAAGUAAACUAUCAGUUCAUAUUUGGGUUCAAGGCUGGAACUGAAUUAGGUUACCGAGAAGUGCUCCUAGUGAGUUUCGCUCUCUCGGUGCUGGCAUUAGGAAGCAUUCAUGUAAAUCUUGACAUGGAAAUGGAUCCUAAAACUAAAGACUACAAACAACUCACAGAGCUUGUUCCCCUAAUCUUAGUGAUUUUCAUAUUUGCCGUGAUGAUCUGCCCAUUCAACAUUGUAUAUCGCUCCAGUCGCUACUUCUUCCUUACCUGCGUAAUUCACGUCUUCCUUGCACCAUUAUACAAGGUUGUGCUUUCGGAUUUUUUCGUGGCUGAUCAACUUACCAGCCAGGUUCAAGCUUUCAGAAGCAUCGAGUUCUACAUUUGUUACUACACCUCCGGUGACUACAGACAUAGAGAGAACAGCUGCGAUAAAAAUGAUGCUUACAGUACCUUCAGUUACAUCUUAGCCGCGGUUCCAUUUUGGUGGCGUAUGCUUCAGUGUGUGAGGCGGUUCUUCGAAGAAAAAGAUGCAGUACAGGGAUGGAAUUCACUGAAAUAUUUCUCGAUCAUUGUAUCGUUCGUGACCAGAACAGCAUACGGCAGAAACAAUAGUAACGAAUGGUAUAUCAUAGCUUGGAUCACCUCUGUUGUAGCCGGAAUAGUGGCUACAUACUGGGACAUUAUCUACGAUUGGGGGCUUCUCAACCGAAAAUCCACAAACCCCUGGCUCCGAGACAAGCUCCUUGUCCCUUACAAAAGUGUAUACUUCGCUGCCAUUGCCUUGAAUGUGUUGCUGCGGUUUUCAUGGAUCCAAAUGGUUCUGGACUUGGAACUUCCUUUCCUUCAUAGACAAAGCAUGAUCGCAGUUAUAGCUAUUCUGGAAAUCAUUCGUCGCGGUGUCUGGAACUUCUUCAGGUUGGAAAAUGAACACUUGAACAAUGCUGGGAAGUACCGUGCAUUUAAAUCCGUGCCGCUACCAUUCAACUACGAAGACGACGAGGAUGACACCUAGAUCAUAAAUACACACAUAGAUAGGCAGCUUGUAUAUGAGUGUAAAGAUGAGAAAGUUGUAAGUAAUCUGUAUUAUAGUCUCUAACUAUAAGUUUAACUUGAGAUCAGAAACAAGUUAUUUAGUGAUGCAAGGACUGGAUAUACACGAAUUCCGUAUACGAAAAUGGGUGAAUAUAAGCUCA